AUGGCCCACAGCAAGCCCGAGGUGCUGCAAGACGGCACCGUGUACGCGACUCGCGAUGCGCGGGACGCGCCGCAACAGUCGUCCCCGCACCUCCAGGAUUACGCACCCCGGCGGGCCGCCGCACCUGGCUCUGGGCGCGCCUGGGCUGCGGGCCUGGCAGCCGGUUCGGAGGGCAGUAGCUGCAGCGGCGGACGGAUGGCGUGGCGCCGCUACCUGCGGGUGCGCCGCCGUUCCUGUGCUGCUUUUACUGCUGCUGCGUCUGGCAAGGGCGCCGCACCCGCAGCGGCCGGCGGACGGGCGCCAUCUGGAGGCGGCUGCGCACUGCUGUAA
Molecule: messenger RNA, 330 nt
Organism: Monoraphidium neglectum
Lineage: Eukaryota; Viridiplantae; Chlorophyta; Chlorophyceae; Sphaeropleales; Selenastraceae
Exons: 1
Coding region: 1-330 (109 amino acids)
Source: RefSeq, a predicted model, not a curated record